AUGUCCACAGAGAAGGCCCGAAACAGCUCCUCAGUAACCAUGUUUAUCCUCUUGGGAUUUGCAGACCACCCAGAAAUCCAGAUCAUCCUCUUUGUGACCUUUCUCAGCAUCUAUCUGGUGACUGUGGCCUGGAACCUGGCCCUCAUCUUUCUGAUCAGAGGCGACACUCGUCUGCACACACCCAUGUACUUUUUCCUCAGCAACUUGUCCUUUAUUGACAUCUGUUACUCUUCUACCGUGGCACCCAAGAUGCUUACGGACUUCUUCCAGAAGCAGAAGACUAUCUCAUUCUUGGGCUGUGCUGCUCAGUUCUUCUUCUUUGUCGGCAUGGGUCUCACUGAGUGCUUCCUGCUCACUGCUAUGGCAUAUGACCGCUAUGCCGCCAUCUCCAGCCCCCUGCUCUACACUGUCAUCAUGUCCCCAGGCCUCUGUACACGCAUGGUGGUUGGGGCAUAUGUUGGUGGUUUCUUAAGUUCCCUGAUCCAGGCCAGCUCCAUAUUUCGACUUGACUUCUGUGGACCCAACAUCAUCAACCAUUUCUUCUGUGACCUCCCUCCAGUCCUGGCACUGGCUUGCUCUGACAUCUUCGUCAGUCAGGUGGUGAACUUUCUCGUGGUGGUCAUUGUUGGAGGGACCUCAUUUGUCAUCCUCCUUGUCUCCUACACUUACAUUGUGUCUGCUGUCUUGAAGAUCCGCUCAGUGGAGGGCCGAAGGAAAGCCUUCAACACAUGUGCCUCCCACCUGAUGGUGGUGACACUCUUGUUUGGGACAGCCCUUUUCAUGUACCUGAGACCCAGCUCCAGCUACUCUUUUGGCAGGGACAAAGUGGUCUCUGUAUUCUAUUCACUGGUGAUCCCCAUGUUGAACCCUCUUAUUUACAGUUUGAGGAACAAAGAGAUCAAAGAUGCCUUACGGAAGGUGCUAGAGAAGAAGAAAGUGUUCUCUUAG
Molecule: messenger RNA, 948 nt
Organism: Sorex fumeus (smoky shrew)
Lineage: Eukaryota; Metazoa; Chordata; Mammalia; Eulipotyphla; Soricidae
Product: olfactory receptor 5A1
Exons: 1
Coding region: 1-948 (315 amino acids)
Biological process (GO): G protein-coupled receptor signaling pathway; sensory perception of smell
Cellular component (GO): membrane
Molecular function (GO): G protein-coupled receptor activity; olfactory receptor activity; odorant binding
Source: RefSeq, a predicted model, not a curated record